Emiliania huxleyi CCMP1516 is the source of this 1542-nucleotide messenger RNA. RefSeq lists its product as hypothetical. Lineage: Eukaryota; Haptophyta; Isochrysidales; Noelaerhabdaceae. The transcript is spliced from 6 exons. Bases 1 to 1542 code for a protein of 513 amino acids. The record is from RefSeq and is a predicted model, not a curated record.
AUGGCGUCUUACGCCACCGGCAACGUCGGAGGAAGCGCAACCACAUCGGCGGACGACUCCAUCGACGACAGCGCGAUCGACUCCAUCGGCGAGCGGAUGGCGAGCCUGGCGGCCGCCAGCUGCCUCCGCACCACGCCGGUCAAGUACCACGCAACCAGGUUUGCGAUUGUGGUUGGCCUUCCCCUCGUCGGGACGCUGACGCUCGGCGCCGCCAUCGGGCCAGAGCUGGUCGCAAAGGUCGUCGUUUGGUUCGUCGCGACAGAAGUAUCCGGCUUUGGCGGCGCGGACGGCCAGCUAGGCGACGGACAUACCCUCCUCACGCCCCUGUGGUUUCGGCUCACGCCGGGCACGCUCCGUCAGUCACCGUUCGCAGACCCGUCGACGCCUCCUAGCGGCCGCAGCCGACUGGACGCGCUUGUCUUGAUCAGCACGCUCUUCACCGCUGUCGCGACGAUCGGCUCGACCGGCCAUGCCCAUGCGCAGGCGCUGCGCCUCUUUGCAGGCGCGUUCACCGCCCUGUGCCUGCGCGACUACAGUGCGUGGUGCGGCGGGCAGGGCAAGCACUUCUACCCGCUCCUGCUCAGUGCCGCGUUUGCUGGGCCGGCCGGCACGCUCGCUGCGAUGCAAGCCACUCAAUUUGCGCACAUCUUCUUCUCGGGCCUGUGCAAGCUGGGCCCAUGGUGGAUUAACGUCGUGCCAACCAUGUUUGGGAUGGCGCCGUGCUUCCCGGAGGCCGUGCGCGCACUCGCCUUCAAGGACGCCCGGGCGGGCGACGCGGCGCCGUCGGGGGCGUCCAUGCUGCUCGCGCUCGCGGGCGUGAUCGCCGAGCUGGCCGGUCCUCUCCUGUGGCUCGCGGGCGGAGUAGCGGCGCGGCUCGGCGUGCUGCUCGUGGGCGGCAUGCACGCCUUCAUCAUCCUCGCCAACCCGCUGGGAGGGAUCGGCGAGUGGAACGCGGCAAACAUCUUUCUCGAGUGGUACUUGUUCGGCCUCCACUCCUGCGCGCCUCGCGCCUUCCUGGCGGCGCCUCCGCCGCCCCUCGCCGCUUUCCUCCUCGCGUCGCAGUACUUCGCGCCCGUGCUCGGCAACCUGCGCCCGGACUCGAUGUCCUACCUGCUCGCGCCGUUGCUCGACCUCCAGCGGCCACUAACUGAGUCGCUCAUUCCUUCCUCCAUCAGGUGCGGGCUCGAUAGAGGCGACCUGCUCUCGCUGCGCAUCUCGUCGUUCCCGCUGCUGCCCGACCUCGCGACAGGCCGCUACCGCUGCCACUGGUCGGUCGUCGACGCCGUCGACGCCCUCUCCGCCGACCCCUCCGCCCCCACGCCAGAGCUACCGCCCGGGGCGCCCGCCCGCUGGGGUCUCUUUGGCCGCACGACGGCAUCUCUGCUAUGGGACCUCGCCGGCGAGAAGAAGGGCGUGAUCGAGUGCGACCUCUUCUCGGGCUUCUUCGAGGGCCGCGCGAGCGCGUGGCAGUUUGGCGACCCCGCUGGGAGGAGGACCUUUGACGCGCAGGGCCGCGACAUCACGGCCAAGAAGGUAAGGUAA